Molecule: messenger RNA, 1374 nt
Organism: Naegleria gruberi
Lineage: Eukaryota; Heterolobosea; Eutetramitea; Acrasida; Naegleriidae
Exons: 1
Coding region: 1-1374 (457 amino acids)
Biological process (GO): zinc ion transmembrane transport
Cellular component (GO): plasma membrane
Molecular function (GO): zinc ion transmembrane transporter activity
Source: RefSeq, a predicted model, not a curated record
AUGUAUGAACAGAUUCCAAUAGAAAGUGGCACAUUUCCACUCUUAAAUGUACUUCAGGAGAGUACUGAUAACGAAACAAUGAAUAAUUCUACAUCAAUAGAUCCAUCAGUGGAGGCAACAUUGUUGGGAGCCAAAUUGGGAACCUUAUUUGGCUUGCUAAUUGGCAGCUUUCUCAUUUCAUUGGUUCCUAUACUAUUUUCGAGAGUGAAAUAUUUUAAAAAGAGAAUUAAUUCAGGAUAUAUAAGCAUUGCCAUUGAUCAAUGUAAUGGGUUUGCAGGAGGAGUUUUAUUGAGUGUUGGUAUUUUACACAUGAUGGCUGAAGGUGGAGAGUUAAUCUCAGAGGGAUUGGAAAGUUUGGGAGAUAGUAGAAGUUCUGCCUAUCCAAUAGGGCCUCUUACAAUGUGUCUUGCAUUUUUGGUGUUGUACGGAUUGGAAUUUGUCUUGUUGGCAUUCUUAUCGAAAUGGUUUAAGGCAGGCGAACAUGACCAUGGCCACUCUCAUGGUCAUUCCCACGGACACUCUCAUUCACACAGUAAUUGUGAUCAUUCACAUGGUCAUGACCAUAAGGAGCAUCAAACACUUACAUCCAAUGGAGCUAAAUCCCCACCACCUUCAAUAUCAACAAUUGGUUGUGUGGAUGAAAUUGAAAUGGUUAAACCUCAUAAGGAAGAAACACCAAGCUCACCUGUUGAUAGUGAUGACAUUGAAGUUAAAAAUGAAGAGGAGGGUGAUUUGGAAAACCCAGAAACACCACAAAUUGAAAAGACAACCACCAAUGAACCAACCGUAUGUGAUCAACAUCAUGUGCAUCAUGAACAUGGUCACGGUCAUGGAGACCAUACAGGAUGUGCUCACCAUGAAGCUACUCAAAUGUUAUUUGAAACUAAUCACAAAUCUGGUGUUCCUCUCGUACUUACAGCUAUAGUUUUAUGGUUGGCUUUAUCAACUCACAGUAUUUUCAUUGGAUUGGGUUUUGGUGCUGAAACUGAUUUGGGAAAUAUGUGGAGUAUCUUUGCUGCCAUUGUGGCGCACCAAUUUAUUGAAGCAUUCUCUUUGGGAGCUAUUGUUGAAAAGGGCUGUAAGAAUAUUUUCGUUGCUCUGGCUCUUUUAUUCUUAUAUGCUGCUUCUGUUCCUGUUGGUAUUGCAAUUGGUUUGAUUAUUAUUCAUUCAGUCCAAAAUGAACAAGCACUAGAAAAUAACAGCUGGAAAGUUGCUCAAGGUACACUUUUAUCUAUUGCAGCUGGAGCAUUCUUAUAUGUUGCUUUGAUGGAAAUUGCAAUCCAUCAACCUAAGAAUAAGUUUUUAAAGUUGUCUAGAUUCAUUCUUAUGGCACUCGGUUUUGCAUCUAUGGCAAUUAUUGCUAUUUGGGCCUAA